Molecule: messenger RNA, 714 nt
Organism: Aspergillus aculeatus ATCC 16872
Lineage: Eukaryota; Fungi; Ascomycota; Eurotiomycetes; Eurotiales; Aspergillaceae
Product: 40S ribosomal protein eS6
Exons: 6
Coding region: 1-714 (237 amino acids)
Biological process (GO): translation
Cellular component (GO): ribosome
Molecular function (GO): structural constituent of ribosome
Source: RefSeq, a predicted model, not a curated record
AUGAAGCUCAACAUCUCCUACCCGGCCAAUGGGUCUCAGAAGAUCAUCGAGAUCGACGAUGAGCGCAAGCUCCGUCCCUUCAUGGAGAAGCGCAUGGGAACCGAAGUCCCCGGCGACUCCCUCGGUGACGAAUUCAAGGGUUACCUCCUCAAGAUCACCGGUGGUAACGACAAGCAAGGUUUCCCCAUGAAGCAGGGUGUUCUCCUUCCUACCCGUACCCGUCUCCUCCUCGCUGAGGGCCACAGCUGCUACCGCCCCCGCCGCACCGGUGAGCGCAAGCGCAAGAGUGUCCGUGGUGCCAUCACCGGUCAGGAUCUCGCCGUCCUUGCCCUGAGCAUCGUCAAGCAGGGUGAGGGUGAGCUCCCCGGUCUCACCGACACCGUUGUCCCCAAGCGCCUCGGCCCCAAGCGUGCCACCAAGAUCCGUCGUUUCUUCGGUCUCGACAAGAAGGAUGAUGUCCGCAAGUUCGUCAUCCGCCGUACCGUCACCCGUGAGGGCAAGGCCGACUACACCAAGGCCCCCAAGAUCCAGCGUCUGGUCACUCCCCAGCGUCUCCAGCGCAAGCGCCAAAGGGUUGCCCUCAAGCGCCGCCGCGCUGAGGCUGCUCGCGAGGCUGCUAACGACUACGCCAAGCUCCUUGCCAGCCGUGUCCACGAGGAGAAGGCCAAGCGUGACGAGCUCCGCAAGCGCAGAGCCUCUUCGAUGAGAAAGUAA